Stegodyphus dumicola is the source of this 982-nucleotide messenger RNA. RefSeq names its product mitochondrial ribosomal protein L10 (gene mRpL10). NCBI's taxonomy places the organism in Eukaryota, Metazoa, Arthropoda, Arachnida, Araneae, Eresidae. The record is from RefSeq and is a predicted model, not a curated record.
AAGAUUUAAGGUUUUGGGUGCAGCAAUAAUGAGUUUUGUGUAUUGUGUUGUUGGGUGAAUUUUCAUUUUAAAUUUAUAAUACAUGAUGUGUAUCAGAUUUUGACUUUAAGGGAUUUAAGUAUUUCGUUGUAUUUAUGUGAUAUUAAUAUUUUGAGCAUAGAAAUAUCGUGAGUACAUUGAUUAAUUUUACUUCUUGCCAUAAUCAUUUGGAGAAGAGAACUUUAUUAGUAUGAUGUAUAGCAUCAAAACAAAAGCAACGCAGAUUUUGUGCCCUUCAGGCUUUCGGAUUUUUACAAGAUUCUUAAAUUUUCAGUCUCGAAAUCCACGUGAUCCACAUUUUGAAAAGAAAAAAUUACUUGAAGUUUGCAAACCAGUGUAUGUUGAACCACAGGGUGUUCCAUGGGAAACCUGUCCUCACAGCUUCCCUGAGUCCGAAGCUGAUGCUCAUCCUUAUGAGAAAAUACUUUCCGAAGAGUUGAAGAAGAACUGGAAGGCAUCUAAGAUGGUUCUUUUUUAUCAUAUGAAUCCUUUAACUGUGGCGGAAGAAAAGGAAAUAAGAAAAUUAUUUUUUAAAAAGGAUCUUUUUUUUCAUGUAUAUAAUUCAACUGUUGUAAAGCUAGCUUUGGAUGGUACAGAAUUUUAUAGAUCAAUAUCACACCUCUUUGAAUCAAGCUCAGCAUUCAUAUUUAGUGGUGAAAACUUAAUUUCUGAUGCUUUGAAGCUUAAUAGGAAAGCUACACAGAUAGUUUUAUUAGCUGGUGUUAUCGACAAUAUGCUUUACAGUAGAAAUCAGUUGACGGAAAUAAGUAACCUACCUAAAAAGCCUGUUCGUGAAGAGCUUGUAGGUCUACUUGACUGUUUAACAUCAAAAAUAAGUCAAAAUAUCUGUCAUCAUUCCCAAUUACUGUGCCAUUAUUUGAACAAUGUAUCAAAGGAAAAACUGUAGAUUUUUAUUGUCAUAAUAAAAAGUUUGUGUAAUUUU